This is a messenger RNA of Leguminivora glycinivorella, 1888 nucleotides long. Its product is annotated as zinc finger protein 391-like. Gene Ontology annotation, molecular function: DNA-binding transcription factor activity, RNA polymerase II-specific; RNA polymerase II cis-regulatory region sequence-specific DNA binding; zinc ion binding. The transcript has 2 exons. Gene Ontology annotation, biological process: regulation of DNA-templated transcription. The record is from RefSeq and is a predicted model, not a curated record. Gene Ontology annotation, cellular component: nucleus. Bases 51 to 1835 code for a protein of 594 amino acids. Lineage: Eukaryota; Metazoa; Arthropoda; Insecta; Lepidoptera; Tortricidae.
UCCAAGCGAGUUAUUUUGUUAUUAUUGGAAGGAAAUAAUGCAUUUCUGUGAUGGAUAGGGCUGAACUAAACCGCUGCCGCUUCUGUGCGGAGCCAAAGGAGCAAGAAAAACUCUUGGAUCUUAAAAUGGACCUAGCAGUGUGCCAAGCCACGGUCUCUAAACUGACAUUCCUCAACGCAAUCUAUGUUGAUAUAUCCGACAAUUCACUGCCCAAAACGAUAUGUUUUAUAUGCUAUACCUCUCUAAACCACGCAUACGAGUUCUUAAACAAGGUUAAAGAAGCGCAGGACGUGAUUUCGAACCUGUAUUCAGUGAAAAAUGCCGCUAGUUUUGAUCUUGCAAGGGACGAUAAAGUAUCCUUCGAUGAUUUGAUUAACGAUCAAGCUGAGGCGCAGAUUAAGCAAGAAACGUCUGGGAUUAAACGUCCGCGUAAAACAUCAGCGAUAGACUCGAAGGUUUCAGUUAAAAUUGAGCUGAAGGAAGAAUUUGAUUGCUAUGGGCCUCCGGACGAUGCGAGCAGUAUGGGGCGAAGCCCGAGCCCUUCGAACUUCGAUGACAACCUUAACGUCCAAGAUAUCAUCGAUGCAGCCAUGUCCGGAGGCCCCUUAAACUCUAACAUAGCUAUCUACGCUAAAGAUAUAUCGGAAGUUAGCAAGAAAGUAAUAAAUACUUGGCAGGAGUACCCGUGGUUGUGUGCGCACUGCAAUAUCGAGUUCCAGGAUAUAGCGACGUUACGGAAGCACUCUAAGCUGGUUCAUCGCAAGUGUUCUGCAUUUACGUGUGUGGAUUGCAAGUCGUACGGGCACAAGAGUUUUAAUGCCUUUGUUAAUCAUGUAGUGAAACACCGGAAGAGCCUUUUAAACCAAUGCUACUACUGCGACGCGUCCCCCUCCGAGCUGUCCCCCCACCUCGCCUCCCACUUCAAGUCCCACCGCCCCUGCCCCGCCUGCGGCGACAUACUCAAAACCGAGGAGGCCCUUCAACAACACCUACUCGACUACAACUCAUCCAAACCGAAGCGAAAACCGAGAAGGAAACGAGGGGUACCCAUCACGAUCGCUGAUCUCACCUGUAACAUAUGCGAGAAAGUCUACAAAAACCCUAACAGUCUUCGAGAUCAUGUGAAACUUCACCGGACUGACCGGAAAAGGGACUAUACUUGUGACCGCUGCGGAAAGACUUUCUACAGCAAGGGUACGCUUACUUCACACAUAAUGUCACAUGAUCAGAUCCGUCCACACAUAUGUAGAAUCUGCAAUAAGUCUUUCCUAUUCCCUAACAUGUUGAGAAGACAUGUACAAAUGCAUUCCGGAGUGAAACCUUAUAGCUGCGAACAGUGUGGCCGGUGCUUCAGACUCCAGUAUCAGUUGAACGCUCAUAAAAUCAUACAUACUGAUGCCAUGCCGCAUGUAUGUCAGUAUUGUAAUAAAGCGUUUAGGUUUAAACAGAUUUUGAAGAAUCACGAGCGGCAACACACAGGCGCGAAACCAUAUUCCUGCAAUCAAUGCGGGAUGGAGUUUACAAACUGGUCGAAUUAUAACAAGCAUAUGAAACGGAGGCACGGAACGGAUACUUCAAAAAAAAAGAUUACUCCAGAGGGAGUGUUCCCUAUUAAUCCUGAGACUGGGCAGAUAUUGCAAGUUCAGGAUGCUGGUAUGGAUGAGUGGAAAAGUAAGAUUAUGAUACCAGCGAAAAGGGGGAAGAAAAAAAUAAAAAGGGAAGAUGAAGAAAUGCUGCCUGAGCACUUUGAGAGUGCGCAUGCGUGUGAGAGCGAGAUGGAAGAUAAGUUCCCAGGAGUACAAUUUGUUCAAAAUAAUGUGAACCUUGGACCGUAAGAGUGAGAACCUUGCUAUUUGGUGCGUUUUCGUGCAGUGACUAUUGAUAGUGA